UUUCCUUUUCAAGUUUUUCACGUGCGGUUAUUAUGGCGUCUGGGUAUGGAUUGGUUGCAGGCAGCGGCGUACGACUGCCGCCACUUCCAACGCUCCGGGAUAUUGUCAAGCUCUACAAGUUGCAGGCGAUCAAACAGCUGAGCCAGAACUUUCUGAUGGACGAACGACUGACCGAUAAGAUUGUGCGUGCCGUGGGGAGGAUUGACGUGAACGAUGUUGUUCUCGAAGUAGGACCCGGUCCGGGGGGUAUAACCCGCUCGAUUCUGCGGAAACAGCCGCGCAGACUGAUUCUCGUCGAGAAGGAUCGCAGGUUCCUGCCCAGCCUGGAACUUCUGAAGGAAUGCGUCGAACCCUUGGGGCAAACAACUGUUGACAUCCAUCAAGGGGACAUCUUGCGCUUCCCGAUCGGCGAAGUUAUUCCAGAUGGAAGCGGUCGCAUCCACCUGAUCGGCAAUCUUCCCUUUGCCAUCUCCACUCGACUCCUCAUCAACUGGUUGGAGGACUUAUCUUUGCGUCGCAAAGCAUUCCGCCGACCGGACACCACUAUGACCCUCACCUUCCAGCAGGAGGUCGCCGAACGCAUUUGUGCACCCAUCGACCAUAGCCAAAGAUGUCGCCUUUCGGUCAUGUCCCAAAUAUGGACGCAACCCGUCUUCAAAUUCACGAUUCCGGGCAAGGCGUUUGUCCCCAAGCCGGAAGUCGAUGUUGGGGUGGUGAAGCUCAUUCCGCUGAAGCAUCCCAAGACCGAUCUGCCUUUUAAGCUCGUAGAGAAGGUUUGCCGCCACACGUUCUCGAUGCGCCAGAAAUAUUGUCGACGAGGGUACGGAACGUUGUUCCCGGAGAAGGAUCGCGCUGACAUCAUUCAGGAGUUGUUUGAGUUGGCCGACGUGGACCCCCUAGCGCGACCCUUCCAGUUGUCGGUGGAGGAGUACAUCAGGCUGGCGAAAGUCUAUCACGAUUUCAUCGAGAAGAACCCGGAGGUGGCCUUGUAUGACUAUCGGGCGCCAAAAGUUAAAGUGAAUAGUAAUUGCGCUGUGUGAGUAGUGAACGUAGUUUGUAAAUAAAUUGUAAUAAAAUUUAUUCGUAAUUGAGAAA
Molecule: messenger RNA, 1095 nt
Organism: Hermetia illucens (black soldier fly)
Lineage: Eukaryota; Metazoa; Arthropoda; Insecta; Diptera; Stratiomyidae
Gene: mtTFB1
Product: dimethyladenosine transferase 1, mitochondrial
Exons: 1
Coding region: 33-1040 (335 amino acids)
Biological process (GO): rRNA methylation; transcription initiation at mitochondrial promoter
Cellular component (GO): mitochondrial matrix
Molecular function (GO): mitochondrial transcription factor activity; rRNA (adenine-N6,N6-)-dimethyltransferase activity
Source: RefSeq, a predicted model, not a curated record